Messenger RNA from Klebsormidium nitens, 4257 nucleotides. The record is from the annotation of a GenBank genome assembly. Lineage: Eukaryota; Viridiplantae; Streptophyta; Klebsormidiophyceae; Klebsormidiales; Klebsormidiaceae.
AUGCAGCUCCUCACAGCUAUCGAUGCGCUCUCUCUCUUCCUCGCCCCUCGGGCGGCGCGCGCGGUGCUCGCAGCGGCAGCAGUGUCCCUGGCUCUCUCUACCUUCAUAACACAUUCGCUUAGCGCUGGUGACGUCAGGGCCCUGCCGUCCCUCCAAAUGGGCGCCAGACUGGUGACGCAGCUCCUGGCGCUGCGGCUUGGCCUUGUUCUCUCAACGCUCCUCCACGAGUGGGCCCAUUUGGCUGCUGGCGCCGCCAUACUCAUCACCCGCAAGGCCUUCUGGCUGGAGAAAAACGCACUUGCAAGGGCCUGGUUCAGCCUGAGCAAUGUGCUGGGAAACGUGCCUGUUUCUAGUUGGCUCGCGUGUCUUGUGCCCUUUACCCCCCUCCCAGAAAGCGUGCAGCCUGUGGUGGUGCUUAGAGGAAAGGGGGCAGCAGAAUCUGACAGUCAGUCAGGCCACAAGGGAGGUCAUGCUGAGACGGGGUUUUUAGAUGCUCAGGACACGUUCGUUCGCCUUGGGGGGUGGUUUGUCUCCGGAGUAUGCUGCGUUUUGAUGUGGAUGGUUGCGCACAAAGCAGAUGGAAACCUGUGGGGCCUGUUCGUCAGCAAUGUGCUAAAGGGCUGUUUGUACACUUUCGCCGGCGCCUGUGCGAGCGACCUCUACGAAGUCCUGACAGGUAGCGCCACAAAGGGCCACUUCCGCUGCGGUAACUUUGGGCUCAUCCUGGUGAAGAGCGUCCGCGAAGGGGCGAAGCAGUUGGAUAUCUUUGCGGCACUGUCGAGCAUGUGCGGCAUUUCCAGUCAGCGGGGAGGCCAAUCGGGCGGGCUCGUGACGUACGUCAAGAAGUCGGACACGUGCACCGUUGGCGUGCGUGCGAGGAUUGUACCCUCCAAGAGAGUGUCCGUGGCUGACAAGCUCCUCUCAACACUCCGGCGCCUCAUCUGGUGGGAGAAGGCCAAGGCGAAGCUCACUGGCCACGUCAGCACCGAAGAAAACCCGGUGCAGAUGUUCCUAGGGCACACGCGCUUUGCAACCUCGAGCAUUCCCAGCCCCAACGAGUCGCACCCGCACCAAUGGUCCCCCCCCCUCCCCGUCACGCACUGGCAGCACCCCCCCUCGGCGCAAGUUCCCACGCCCGCCGCCACCCAAUUUAGCCUAUUUGUCACCCAUAACGGCGACUUUGAGUUUUGGAACCUGUACGGUUCGGACCGGACCCACAACGAGAUGGCGGCGUUUUUGGAAAAGGCCCUGUGCCGGCCGGCGCCGGCGCAGUGUGACAGCGUUGUCGUGGCGGGAGUGGUGGAGCUGCUGCGGACACAGGGCCUCUGGGGAGCAGCGCUGCGUCUCGCCUUCUUUCAAACGGUGGUUACCAAUUUCUCGGACGUCCUCGACAGCAGCAAUGCAGGCCUUGUCAUCCCGGACGCCGCCGCUCAGAAGGCUAUGGCCGCUGUUGCCGAUGCCGCUUACAAGGCCUUUUUAGAAGGGGCCCAGGAAACCACCCCCGACGAAGAGAAGGGCGGGAAAGGGGCGGCCGGCUAUGAAGACGGAGAGGGCUUCGCCCGUACGCUAUGCCAGGAAAUGCGCGCAAACGGACCAGCUCCCUUGAAGGCCCUGCCAGAGGCGCAGCUGCAGGCGCUGUGCAGCCAGGCGGUGGUUAACUUCACCGAGAACGACUUGUACACCGCCGUCAAGAAGUUCCUCUUCCGAGCCAAGGGAUCCUUUGGGCUGGUCGUCACCACGAGCAUUGACACCGAUCGCGUGGCCAUGGCUGCGUUGAACCAGACCAUGUCUAUGGGCUUCUCGAAGGAGUACCGAACAGUCCUCUACAGUUCCGAGGCGUGCGGCCUCAAAUCGUUCCUGCAACCCGCGGGGAGUUCGGCCACUGUCUCUGAAGACCAAGUGACUCAUGUUUUCAACCUCGACGAGGGUGGAGGGGAGGUUCUGGAAGUCGUGCUUUUGGAUGAGAAUGCCCCCAAGGGAAGCACGGUGACUGGCGCCUUGUUUCAGUUGAACGACUCGUUACAGAGCGGCGCAGCCCUGGCCGCACCCGUGACCGACCAAGCCGCCUUCCUGCACGAAACGACCGGCUUCGACCCCUUUGAAGGCACCGCGGCAGCGGCAGGCGAUGCCUACGUCAGCAUGAAGGUGUACCGGCUCAAGGACCAAGCGACGAUGACGCAGGCCGACUUCAUCAGCUCUGGGCGCUUCACCGCCGUGAGCGAUAACGAGUACCUGCCGUUCAAGAUCCCGCCCCCAGUUAAGGACGUCGUGGGCCAGGACAUUGCGGAUAUCCCCGCCGUCAUCUCGGAGAUCCGCGCGCAGUGGGCGGACAAGCUGUCCCUCAACCGGCGCACCGCGGCCGCGUUCUUCGACGCGCUCAAGGGGCGCGUGCUCGAAUACCACCGCGAGCACAAGCGCGAGAUGGUGAUUGACGUCGUCAUCACGGGAUGCGAGAGCAGCCUCUGGAUCGCGGAGCAGUUUGCGUCCGACCUUAUGAACAUGUUCCCCCAGCUGUACGUUGCCGCCAUAUCGUCGAACAAGGUGAUCCAGAUCCUGGGCAGCAACAAGGGGCGCAUCUCCGCGGCCGGCUUCGCGUUCGGCAGCCUGGCGCAGUACCUCGACACCGCCGUCGUGCUCUGCAUCUCGCAGUCGGGGCAGACCUUCCCCACCCUGCACGCCACGCGCAUCCUCCUCAAGCAGUGCCCGGGGCGCGUGUUCGUGUGCGUGGGCAUGAUCGACAGCAAGAUGAGCGAGGUCGUGGGCCAGAGCAGCACAAAAGGCGCGCCCUUUUGCGCGCGCAUCUUCACCAACUGCGCGGGCUGGCGCGUCGCGGAGCCCGCCAGUGUCUCGUGCGUGGCGACCCAUCAGACCCUCACGGAGCUCAUGCUCUUCCUGGCGCGGCAAAUGCAGGUUAACUUUGGCCUCGCAAAUCCGCUGGGCAUGCGGCUGAGCAUCAAAGACGUGCGGGAUGUGGAGGCGGUUAACCAGGUGUUUGGGGUGGGGGUCGGCGAGCUGACGGGAGAGAACCCGGACGCAACCGUCUAUAAGGAUCUCAUAGCCCAAGGCCGACACUGGGGGUGGCACAUCCUGGAGGGCCCCAUCGUGUGGCUCAUGUGCGCGGCUUACAUCAUCGGCACCGUGACGUCACACUUCCCGCUGUUCCACGACAUCUGGCUGCUGCUCCAGCUGGGCUUCGGCGGCCCCGCGAAGACGACCCUGUUCUGGUGGGCGUCGUUCGUGGACUCGCUGUUCUACCUGUUCCUUCCGCUCAUGAUGACGCUGCUCCUGCGGCUGGUCCAGCGGCGGAAGCUGCUCGCGCGCAUCGGGAAGCGCACGCUUGUCAUCUGUGACGUACCGUACGUGCACCAGCUGCUCGAGAUCUACGUCUCCAAGCUCUUUGCGCUGAGCUACUCGAUUGCCAGCAUAGACGUGCACGGGGCCAACCCCCUGGACCACUUGGUACACCGCUUUACGCACCGGGUCACCAGGGGAGUUCUUCUUGCUGUUGGGAGACCCGACGGUCGCUUCACCACACAGACAAAGAACGAGGCCUGGGUGCUUAUGGCCCUGCUGCAAGCGAAGAGCAUCGUCAACCUAGGGGUUGGGGCGGAGACGCUGACUGUUGGCCAUAACCUGUACUCCGUCAAGAUGAUCAUGGAUAAGCACAUCACCAUCCCGUCUCGUCGCCCAAGGUUCAUCUGCGAGGCGAUCUUGGGGGAUGCCGAGGCAGAGCCGAUGCGCCUGUCGGCCCGCCAGCGCGCCAUCACCGAAGGACAACACGGCGACGCCUCUUUCUACGACGACAUCAACAAGAGCGUCGUGGGGGGUCAUCUGCUCGACUCGGCGCCCGUCAGAAAAGCCCGCCGCCGCAUCAAAGCCCAGCUGAAGCAGAACGCGCUCGCGCACACCCAGAGCGUUCGCCUCACCGGGGAAUCCGUUCCGGUCCUCAAUUCCGAGGGGCUGCCCGUGGCGGAAGCCCCCGAGGAGCGGAAUCAGCUCCUGAGCACUCUCCCCGCGGAGGUCCAGGCCAUCUUCGACUCGCAGGCGCCGCUGGAAGAACUGGUGGACAACCGGUUCCUCUCGCUGCAGCGCUACAUUUCGUUCCUGCCAGCGGACCAGCGUCUCUGGUCAUUCCUCUCCCCGGGCACCGUUUACGACAGCACCUUUCUCUUCUCCGCUUUUUUCCCGGGCACCAGUCUCUCCGGUUUGCCGGUAAGUGGUCAGCUGUGUCCUAACCUGGAGAUUAUUCCUGGGUAA